AUGAAGGACAGUGACUUGGAAAUAACGACAUGCGAUGCAGGUAACGAUUCAUCUCCUCACCGACCCGAGCAGGAGAACAACUAUGACUGUUCACAGUACUCAGAGAAGCCCGAGGAUCUCACAAGCUGGCCUCGUUGGCGAAAGUGGUCAAUAAUGGGCUGCGUUGCUGUGAUGUAUAUGUUAGCUAACUUCGGGACUAUCAUCAUCGUCCCAGCUGUACCACUCAUUCUGUCGCAGUUUCAAGCCUCAGGGAAUCUCUAUCAGCCCUUGAUCGUCUCUAUCUGGGAGCUAGGCGAAGGUGUCGGAUCAUUUGUAGUCGGGCCGUUGUCAGAGCAGUACGGGCGGAACGUCAUCUACCAUGGCGGUAACAUCCUCUUUAUCCUCUGCUCUGUUGCGGCCGCACUGAGUCAAAGUGUCUCCAUGCUGGUAGCUUUCCGUUUCAUUAAUGGUAUGGCCGUCACCUCCCUUACCCUCGCUCCGAGCAUUAUCGGAGAUCUAUUCGUCCAGGAGGAACGAGGCGCCGCAAUGGCGGUGGCCAUCGCUCUUCCUUUAAUCGGGCCCUGCAUAGCCCCAAUUGUUGGCGGAUUCGUCAGCAGCGCCCUUGGCUGGCGAUGGACUAUCUGGAUAAUGGCGAUAGCUGUCGGCACUGUAUCGCUAUUGUCCCUAGCGGUGUUCAAGGAAACCUACCGAUUCAAAAUCCAGCAACAAUCGCGAAAGUCGACAGAAAAGCAACAAGACCGCAGCGAUGGGAAUCACAAUAUUCCAUCAUCAAGCAGCCACCCUUCUGCACCCCGAGACACAGUUCUAAAAUCUUUUGCCCGCCCGGCGCGGCUACUCUUCUCCUCUCCGGUGGUGCUCGUCACGUCCCUUUACACAGCGUUGACGUACGGAAUCUCCUACCUAAUUCUGACAACUCUGGCAGAGAUCAUGCAGAAAACGCGUGCGAUGGAAGGUGAGUCGAAGCCGGAACAUCGCCUCCCGCUGAUGAUUUUCGGCACGGCUAUGCUGCCCGUCGGCCUGUUAUUGUAUGGCUGGUCAGCAGACAAACACGUCCACUGGAUCGUACCCCUCAUCGGCACCGGCAUCGUCGGGUUUAGUAUGCUUCUGACCAAGCUGCCCACGGAAAACUACCUGGUUGACGCGUUCGACGAGCAGGGUGUCUCUGCCUCCGCUCUGUCCGCGAAUGCCACCCUGUGUGCGCUCUUCGGGGCUUUCUUUCCCCUCGCUGGCCCGUCGCUAAAUCACUCACUUGGCUUGGGCUGGGGAAACUCCCUCCUGGCGUUCCUGUCCUUGAUAUUUUUGCCCCUGUUUACUGUGCUGUGGUUCCAUGGGGAGGGAUUCAGGAAGUUGGGGUGGGGGUAUCUCCGAAGGACCGAUACUACUGCGAACCUUACAGAAGGUUAA
Aspergillus bombycis is the source of this 1404-nucleotide messenger RNA. RefSeq names its product putative bicyclomycin resistance protein. NCBI's taxonomy places the organism in Eukaryota, Fungi, Ascomycota, Eurotiomycetes, Eurotiales, Aspergillaceae. The coding region runs from base 1 to 1404 and encodes 467 amino acids. Gene Ontology annotation, molecular function: transmembrane transporter activity. Gene Ontology annotation, biological process: transmembrane transport. The transcript is spliced from 3 exons. The record is from RefSeq and is a predicted model, not a curated record.